Messenger RNA from Cadophora gregata, 1014 nucleotides. RefSeq lists its product as uncharacterized. The transcript has 5 exons. The coding region runs from base 1 to 1014 and encodes 337 amino acids. The record is from RefSeq and is a predicted model, not a curated record. Lineage: Eukaryota; Fungi; Ascomycota; Leotiomycetes; Helotiales; Ploettnerulaceae.
AUGGCGCCAACUCCGGUAGCAUUGGUCGCGCCUUCAGGAGUCACACCCAACUUUUCACAGCCAAAAGAUGUCCUACAUACCGUCAACUACGUAAUACAGUCAAUAUGUCUGUUCUUGGUCACUGUAAUGGUUGUUGUGAGGGUGUACACCCGGGUUAUGGUACAGAAAGUUAUGUACAAAGAAGAUUGGGCUUGUAUCGUAUCGUGGUGCUUCUGCGUCCUAUACAUCACAGAUAAUUUCCUGUUCAAUGUAUUUGGCGGAGGAUAUCACCAGUGGGAUGUCAGCCCGCAAGAUGCCAUCGACUUCCAGAAGGUAUCCUAUGGUGGCCUCUUAGUCUACGGUCCAACAGCAUUCUUCAUAAAAGUCACCAUCCUCCUCUUCUUCGCCCGCCUCUAUGAAGCAGCAUUCAAAACCACCCUCGGAAUCAAGAUCUUGAUUCUGCUCAUGCUAGGUUUCUACGUACCCAUGGGAUUCGCGAAGGUUUUCAUUUGCAGCCCUAUUGCAGCGUACUGGGACGCUGCAGGUUAUCCGGAUGCCACUUGCUUGGAUGUCAAGACUCUCUACUUGGCGGACACGACGGUUAGUGUGAUUACAGACUUUGCUGUCCUAACUACACCAGUACCACUGAUUUGGGGAAUGAAUCUCCCUAAGGUUAAGAAGCUGAGAGUUAUUGCAUCGCUGGCUGCUGGAGGUAUAGCAUGCGUGGCGACGGUGGCGCGGCUGGUGCUGCUGGCUAUGAUUAUUGAUUCACAUGACGUGACUCUGAAUACUGUUGCUCUGAACUUACUCGCGAUUGCCGAAGUAUCGAUCGGACUCAUCUGCGCGUGCCUCCCAUCCCUCGUCGUAUUCUGUAAACACAUCUCCAAGACAUGCUCCCAAGAGAAAGUAAAGAAGUCGGAUCAUAAUAUCCAGAUGGUUAACGUUGGAUCUAGUGGCAAGCCGAUAAUAAGGAAGGGGACAUUUGAUGAUAGCAUGUUGAGGUGGACGUAUGUCGAGGUCGAGGCAGAUUCCUGA